Salvelinus sp. IW2-2015 is the source of this 2006-nucleotide messenger RNA. RefSeq names its product beta-1,3-galactosyltransferase 5. Gene Ontology annotation, molecular function: N-acetyl-beta-D-glucosaminide beta-(1,3)-galactosyltransferase activity. The record is from RefSeq and is a predicted model, not a curated record. Gene Ontology annotation, cellular component: Golgi membrane. NCBI's taxonomy places the organism in Eukaryota, Metazoa, Chordata, Actinopteri, Salmoniformes, Salmonidae.
GCCAAACGCAAGAAUAGCCUACAUUAUACAUGCAUGUUCUUCUAAUAUCUUCUCAAUUAAAGCUUACAAAUAGUCCUGCAUUAAAAAGAGACACACAUGCAGUCUAUCUGGAGGAAGUGCAUUUGCAUGAAGUGACCACCGGGGCAGUUUCUUAUGAAGUGCAUGGCAUCCGGAGGCGGGAUUUGUUUCUGCUCAGCGGGAAUGUAUUUGAAGCCGUACGACAUUGCGGACCAAAACGGAACCAUGGACAGAACGUGUUGACACUGUCGUCUUCAUUGGAUUCAAGUUUUACCGGUCUGCGGAGUGAAAGCAUCACACAACACCCACCAACAACCUGGAUAGUUAUCCYCUAGCAGAUCAACUGAGGUUCGAGGAAGAGAUGCAAGAGACAACAAGGAAGUAAAACAUGAGGAAAGCAAAUAAUUCAGAGUUAUAAAGCUGGAUUGAGAGAAGACCAGAGGAUAAAGAGAGAGAGAGAAGGGGUGAGUUUUUGAGCUGCAGUGUGGAGGUUGGAGGGAGGUCAUGGUGGGGCAGGGGCUGUGGGUGUUUAAGCCCCUCUUUGGGACGCGUAGGGGCCGGUUCGGAGUGGUGCCUGCUCUCUGUGUGCUGAUAGUCAGUGCUGCCCUGCUAGCUCUACUCUUCAUUGACUCCAUUGAGUCAUGGGCCACAUACAUGAAUAUGAACACAAUGGUAGAGGCACAGGGGGGGAUCAUACCCCCCCAGAGUGUCCCCCCAACRAGACCUGAGGAGUACCUCCUUAUGCCCAGCCCUCAUGUCUGCCAGCAUGCCAAGCCCUACCUCAUCACCAUGGUGACCUCCGCCCCAGCCAAUCAGAGGGCCCGCCAGGCCAUCCGGGACACGUGGGGUGGGGAAGUGGAGGUCAGGGGUCAUAGGGUAAUGACCUUGUUCAUGCUCGGGGUGGCCUCUGACCCCGGGCUAGCCAAGCUGCUGAUAGAUGAGUCCUGGGAAAGAGGGGACCUGAUCCAAGGGCGCUUUUGGGAGUCCUACUCUAACCUGACRCUGAAGACCCUAUCGAUGCUGAGCUGGGUCCGACGCUUCUGCCCCCAGGCCCACUUCCUGGCCAAGGUGGACGAUGACGUCCUGUUCAACCCUGGGGCCCUUCUGCGCUACCUGAACAGCACCUACGAGCARGGGGACCUGUACCUGGGCCGGCUCCACCUCCACGUGGCUCCAGACCGAGAACCAGGCAGUAAGCACUACCUCCCUAGAGUGGCGUACCCUGCCUCUGUCUUCCCCGACUACUGCAGCGGCACUGCCUACAUCCUCUCCCGCUCCGCCUUGCUCAAGAUCUCCUUGACGGCCGCUGCCUCGCCUCCGUCCACUCCUCUGCCCCCCGAGGACAUGUUUGUGGGUCUGUGUGCCCGUGAGGCUGGAGUGCUGCCCUCCCACUGCCCACUGUUCUCUGGUGGGCCUGUGGUGCCCUACGGGCGCUGCUGCUACCAGGCCAUGGUGUCCAUCCAUCACAUCUCCCCCAGCGAGAUGCUCCGGUUCUGGGCUGAUGUCCACUCCCCUCCCCCCUGCUCCUGGUUGGGUAUGCGUGCCUCCCUGGGGGUCUGUAAAGUCCGGGCCAUGCUGGGGACCUUUCUGGGGGUGGAGCAGGGGCUGUGAGAGUGUUAUUGCCAUUGUGGAUAGAAAAUACUAUUGUGUUAUGGGGGGCUGUGCCUCUGUCAGUAUUUCAAAACUGUGACUAGCACAAGCGGCAAGCACUUUAUUUCAUUAGCUACGAUGAGGAAUCACUGUGCAGUGUGAAAAUGUACUUUUUAAAUUUUUUAUAGACUUUUAGGAAUACUUUAWAUGUAUUUUACGUUGAUGAUUAUUACGCUAGCAUUUUGUAAAAACUGAAGCUAUAUGAAUCGGUUGAAGGGAAUUGGUGUGAAUAUAUUUUUAAGACUGUUAAAACACACCCACUACACAGACAUAUACUGUAGAUAUGAAAAUAUUACUGACCAGGAAACACGUAACAUACAGGAGAUGCUAAUGUCAGU